Molecule: messenger RNA, 14242 nt
Organism: Callithrix jacchus (white-tufted-ear marmoset)
Lineage: Eukaryota; Metazoa; Chordata; Mammalia; Primates; Cebidae
Source: RefSeq, a predicted model, not a curated record
CUCACACGAUGCGGUUGUGUGAAAGUGAGCAGCACCUCCUCCUUUGUGUGUCUCCCCCAACUCCACCAUGGCGAGAUGCGCUUGCAUCCCCUUUGCCUUCUGCUGUGACUGUAAGCUUCCUGAGGACUCAGCCACGCUUCCAGCACAGGCUGAGGAGCUGUGAGUCGGUGAAACCCCUUUUCUUAUCAAUUACACAGUCUCAGUAGUUCCUUAUAGCAGUGGGAGGACGGACGCCUGCAAACAGAGACGGAGACAAGCGGUGUUUGCACUGGGCCUGGGGCUCGCUGGUAAGAACUGGGGCCCUGGCUGUCAUUGUUCACACUGCGUUAUCAGCAGGAUCACCCCAAUACAGCUGGGGGAGGCGCGGAGACACUUCUCUGCAGACUUUGGUAUUUGUCAAAACCUAAAAUAGGUUGACCAAGUCAACAGGAGUUUCAUGAAGUGUUUAAACGUUUACAUUUGGCGUAUGGGGCUUUUUAAAAUGGUAGAGGCAGGAGGGUUUCCUAAUACACAGAGUUAGGCGCCCCUCCUCUUCCGUCAGCGCCUGAGUGUGAGGGAUUGAAUUCCCCUCAGUAGGGUUAUGCUGGGGGUUCUUUUGCUGUUGUUACUCUCAGCACAGACGCACGUUUCUGCAGCAGUGAGCUCCUGUUCCCUGUGCUUAGAGAAGUCAGCCUAGGGACCAGAUGGUUCUCUCCUCCUCCCUGCCCCAGCCUUGGCCCUCGGCAGCCUGGAUGCCAGUGACACACAGGCACUGUGUCAUACCCGGGUCCCUCUGCCAGUGUGGGUCGCUGUUGCUGUUCCUGGCCAGCACUAGCUCGUGCUGGAGGUGGGGGCUCUCUGGUGCCCUGGCCCAGUCUCAGGCUUAGGCAGGCCUGGGGCACCUGGGGGGGGGAAUCCCCCUCUUGGCAUCCCUACCCCACUCCCAUGUCAACCAAGCUUCCCCCUGUCCCUGAGGUGUCCACCUCUCCCUCUGACUGCAGAGGCCACGGCUUGAUGACAGUCUAGGAUUCUGGGCCCACAGGAUUUCCUGGCCUUCCACAGGCAGAGGUUUUACUCCUGACCCUCCUACAGAGCAGGUGAUUUGCCUGGUCCCCGGGGGUGAGAGGGGUUCCACCUACCUCAGUGGUUUAAAGCUUUUGCUCCCUCCCAGGUGUGCGUAGUUUCAUGCCUUAGCCAAAGCAGGUCCCUGCCUGCAUCCCUAAGCCACCAAGGGAGGCUCUCCCUAGCCUUCUGAGUCCCGCCCCAGGCUCUCUCACAGGCGCCUGGGAAGCGCCAUGGACAGAGCUUGGGGUGAGUGAAAAACUCUCCAUGGUGAGAGCUCCCGGCUACUCCAGACUCAUGUGCCAGCCGCACUUGGCCUGUAGAAUGUGUGAGCAGUUUUAGCCGCUUCUUCUGCCUCGCUUGGCACAUCUCACGCUCAGGUCUUGGCCAAGGUGAAACAACUGGCGGCCCCGCCUUUCCUCAGAGGGCUUGUCACUCUGAAAUUCCAUUUACCUUAUUGUCUUUGACCUCAGGUCUUGGAUGGGCUCCAAAAUGGUGUGCUUUUUGCAGAUUAUUUGGCUUCUUCUUGUUAGGAAGGAAAUGAUACUCAGUUGUAGCUUUUGAUGUCCUAGGCGAAAAGUAGAAUCUCUCCCGUCAAUUUUUAUGGGCAUAUUUAUCUUGAAUAUUAAACUCAUCAAUAUCUCCAUUAUUUCUUCCAAACAAUGCAAGCAUUUAGAACAGUUUAACUCUUCACACUACUACCCCAUCCUGUUCAUGUAUUAUUCUGUUAAGAACUUGGUUUCUUUUUCUUUUUUUUUUUUUGAGACAGAGUCUCGCUCUUUCACCCAGGCUGGAGUGAAGUGACACAAUCUCGGCUCACCACAACCUCCACCUCCCGGAUUCAAGCGAUUCUCCUGCCUCAGCCUCCUGAGUAGCUGUGAUUACAGGCGCCCACCAUGCCCAGCUAAUUUUUGUAUUUUUAGUAGAGACGGGGUUUCACCAUGUUGGUCAGGCCAGUCUCAAACUCCUGACCUCAGGUGAUCCAUCCACCUUGGCUUCCCAAAGUGCUGGGAUUGCAGACGUGAGCCACCGCGCCUGGCCAGGAACUUGGUUUCUAGCUUGCUUUUUACCUACUGCAUAUCAGCCACGUUAUUAUUUAAUACACUCAGUGUUAAGUCAGAUAUCACCAUAUUCUCAUGAAUUCCAUUAUGCAUCUUUCCUCUUACCUCUUGGGCAGUUCUUAUUAAAUAGUUUUUCUUCUUUCUGAAACACAUACUUUGGAGUCUCGUACUCAAAGUGCGGUCCACAGACCAGUGGUGUCAGCCAUCGCCUGGAAGCUUGUUAGAAAUUCAGAAACUCAAGGCCCAGCCAGGACUGUAGGACCAGCGUCGGAGUUUAGCAACCCCAGGUGAUUCAUCUGCACAUGAGUGUUUGGGAAGCACUGGUCUAAAACAAGGUUGACCAAAUUUGCUUGAUAAUUGCAAUAACCUGGGGAAAUUGUUACAAAUCCAGAUGUUGGGUCCUGCCUCAGUUUGCCUGGGCUACAGUCACAAAAUGCUUAGGUGGCUUUAAUACAGAAAUGUAUUUUCUCACAAUUCUGGAGGCUGUGAAGUCCAAGUCUAGAUGCCAACUGAAUAAGACCCUCUUGUCAACAAAAACAGUCAAACUCUGUAAAAUAUUUGAAGAGAUUUAUUCUGAGCCAAAUAGCAUGGCUCUCGACAUAGCCCUGGGAGACCCUGAGAACACGUACCCUAGGUGGUUAGAUGACAGUUUGGUUUUAUACACUUGAGGGAGAUCUAAGACAUCAAUCAAUAUGUGUAAGAUGGACACUGGUUCGUCUGGAAAGGUGGGAGAACUCCAGGUAGGGGUUUCCAGGGCACAGGUAGAUUCCAAGGCUUUCUGGUUGCAGCUGGCUAGAGAGUUUACCCGAAGACUUGGAACCAAUUGAAGGGAAUGUCUGGGUUAAAACAAGGGAUUGUGGAGCCCACAGUCCUUAUUAUUCAGGUGAAAUUCCCAGGUGCAGGCUUCAGAGAAAGUAGUCUGUGGUUCUUAUCAGACUUCGUCAUAAGACUCUCAGGCCUAAGGUCUCUGGUUUCAUUUGCUUUUGAGACAGGGUCUCACUCUGUCACUCAGGCUGGAGUGCAGUGGUGCAAUCACGGUUCACUGCAGCCUUGACCUCCUGAGCUCAAGUGAUCCUCCCAUCUCAGCUGCCCAUGCAGCUGGGGCCACAGGCAUGCACCACCACACCUGGCUACUUUUUUCUAUUUUUUGUAGAGCUGCAUCUCACUGUGUUGCCCAGGCUGGUCUCGAACUCCUGGGCUCAAGCAGUCCUCCCACCUCAGCCUCCCAAACUGCUGGGAUCAUAGGUGUGAGCCAUUGUGCCUGGCAAGUGUCUGUUUUAAGGUGAAUGCUGGUCAACUGUCCCUGAAUUCCAAAGGGAGGGGCCAUAAGGAGCCCCCACUUCCCAUUAUAGCCUGAAUUAGUUUUUCAGGUUAACUUUGGAAUGCCAAAGUAAUGGAGGGGAGGCUCCAUCAGCCACUUGGGAGGUAUAGUUUAUUUCUGGUUUACACUCUCUUCCCACAGGCCCCACACUUCUUUAAAUUUUAUUUUGUUGUUUAAAAAUGUGUUUCCACUUCAACAUGCUGGUCUGCCAAAUGGCCACCUUGUUGCUGCAUCCUUGCAUGGUGGAGAGAGACAGUGAGCUCCAGAAUUUCUCCCUCUUCCUGCGAAGGCACCAGCCUUGCUGGAUUAUGUUGCCCCCACCAGCCCUGCCCGUUGAGCUGGUAUUCAGACCUCCUCACAGACCCUGUCUCCAAACAGUCACAUGAGGGGUUAGAGCUUUAAACAUGAGGUCAGUCCAUAACUGGCCCCGAACAGAGUCAGACCUGGGAAUCUUGAAUGGCCCCCAAACAGAGUGAGCAGGAAUCUCGUAGGGUAAGACCUCUGAAUCCCACACACAUUCGGGCCCUUUCUUGUGACCAGACAAGUUGGGGGAGCCCUGCUUGAAAAUAAUCUAUCAGCAGUGAACUCUUAGCUCCUGUCCAUGUGAGGAUAACUUCAUUUGGCACGCAUCCUUCAGUGACAGUUUAAUUGGUUAAGUGAGUCUGGGCUGUUACUUUCUCUCAGUAUCUUGAAGGUUUAGCUUCCAGUUCUUAUGACUCCCCUUGCUGCUGUUUGGAAAUCUGCUGUCAGUCUAACUAUCAUUCCACUGUGGGGUAAACGCUCUUUCCUCCCUGAAUUUUUACCACGAGUUGUCUAACUGUGAAAUCAUUUGCAUUUAUUCUGCUGUGGAUUUGUUGUGAUUCCUGAAGCUGAGCACUGAUGACGUUUAUUGAUUUUAGAAAACUGUACCCAUUGUCUUCCUAGAUGUUCUGUCUCCCACGUCAUCUCGUUUCUCUCCUUGUACAAAACGUCCACUCCGUUUUCCCCACCGUCCUCCUGCCUUUCCACUUGCCUUUCAUCAUUUCCACCUCUGACUCUGUCCUGCAUUCCAGGUCAGUUCUUUAGAACUACAUUUCACUCCACUAAGUCUCCUGGUUUGUUACAUCUGCUGCUCAAUUCAGCCUUUUGAGUUCGUAGCAGUUUUUGUUUUUUAAAUCUCAACAACUAUUGGUUUUAUUUCUAGAAUUUACAACUUAUUCUUUUUCAAAUUGAUUUUUUAUUGUUCCUUGUUUCUGUUUUUGAUUUUUUUUUUUUUUUUUUGAGAUAGAGUCUUUGUCGCCCAAGCUAGAGUGCAGUGGUGCGAUCUUGAAUCACUGCAACCUCCACCUCCUGGAUUCAAGCGAUUCUCAUGCCUCAGCCUCCUGAGAAGCUGAGAUUGCAGGUCGUUGCCACCACACCUGGCUAAUUUUUGUAUUUUUUAGUAGAGACAGGGUUUCACCAUGUUGCCCAGGCUGGUCUCAAACUCUGGACCUCGAGUAAUCUGCCCGCCUUGGCCUCUCAAAGUGCUAGGAUUACAGGCAUGAGCCACCACACCCGGCCUUGUUUUGAUUAUUUUUAAAGUAUUUCAGACAUACUUAUUUUAUUUUAGCAACUGGGGCCUAAAAACCAGCCCAACACUCACUGGUGUAAAGCAAUGAUUCAUUGUGAGGCACCUCCACUGUUAGGCCGGGCUCAGCUGGGGUGCUCUGUCCGUGUCAAUUUCAUCCUCCUACUGGAGCCAGCAAGCCUGCCUGUGCAGACCCUCUCCUGGCAGUGAAAGAAAUCCAAAGGACAGAUGAAAACAUGCAGGGCCUCUUAGGACCCAGGCUCAGGAUGGGAACACUGUCCUUUCCACCUCAUUCUGUGGCUGAAGCAAGUCACAUGGGGCACCACAGUCACAAGACAGAAGAAAAAAUAUCCUUUGCCCCUUUUGUGGGAGCAACUGUGGAGCGACGUGGCCAAGGCACAGAUGCAGAGAGGGGUCAGGCCCCAGGGCCCGUGGCACUAUGCCUUCCACACAUUCUGGCUCAGAUCGUUCCUCAAGGGCAAUCUUUUGGGUUCUAGUUUUGCUGUUUGUUGUCUCUCACUAAUGUAAGAUUUUCUUUUUAGAAAAUGUAAACACAUAUUCAGAUUGGCUUUAUUGGUGGCACUCCUGAGUUACUUGGGUGAGAAAUGUUUCCUCUGGAGAAUAUGUGUUUGUUUCUACCAGGAACCUUGGGACACGACCAGCCUGGAGUUUCUUUAAAUUGGCUUCUCAGAAAAAGGUUUCCUUGGCCACACAGUUCCGUAAAUUCAUACCCGACAACUGCAUGGCAGCCAGUCUGCAAUCACUCACUCUCAGGGGAGGGUGUUUCUCCACUCUGUGAAGUUCUUGUGGCUUUUCCUUCUGAAAGAGGGAUUGAGAAGAGAGGAGAAAUUUUAAAAUGUAAAUUAUUUAAAUCAAGGUUGUUUUAAUCCAUAUGUUUUGCUCUAAAGGAAACCUGAGACUGAGAAAUUUACAGAGAAAAGGGGUUGAUUCGGCUCACGGUUCUGCAGGCUGCUCAGGAAGCACAGCUCCCAUCUACCUCAGGCUGCCGCAUUCACGGUGGGAGGUGAAGGGGAGCCCCCGUGUGCAGAUCAUACUUCAUGGCUCCCGUCUACCUCAGGCUGCCGCAUUCACGGUGGGAGGUGAAGGGGAGCCCCUGUGUGCAGAUCAUACUUCAGGAGAGAGAGAGAGAGAAAGAGAGAGAGAGACAGAAGAGGUGCCGGGCUCUUUUCAAGCCGUCCAGUGGACUCAAAUACCUCCCGCCAGGCCCCACCCCCAACAUUGGGUCUCACAUUUCAACAUGAGACUCCGUGGGGCAAAAUACACCAUAUCCGAACCAUGGCAGGGGUGUUAUUCAAAUCAAGGAAUUCGGAAAGCUUUAGGAAAACUAAAUGUUCAGAGGAGAUGUCAAAGAUAGUUUUUAAAAUGCACAAAGCGUAUGUAAAAAUGAGUGGCCUAUUACAGAAGUUAUCCAUGCAAAUAGAAAAGAAUAAGAAGACCCUGUGUCAAUGGAGCAUUAAGGAAAGCUGCUCCCUUUUGGAAUUAUGAAAAAGAAAAAUAUGCUUUUGGAGAGUUUGUUGAUGGUGUUUCCAGUGAUCAUAGUCAGCAUGAGGGUGAGACUUUGUGUCUUCUCAGCCGUUGUGUCAGAGGGUCUCACUGUUUCUGCCGAUUCUCUUAGAAGAACAGAGAUGUUGAACACCAGUAUGGAGUCUGGAGGUCCAAACCCUGCCAUUCCCGGUAGGAAAGUGACCUUGGGUGUAUGAUCUUGCCUCCCCAACUGGUUUCCCAAGAAAAGUAGAGGUGGGCAACCUCACAAGCUUCUUUUUUGCUUUUGUUUUUGAGAUGGAGACUUGCUCUGUUGCCCAGGCUGGAGUGCAAUGAUGCCAUCUUGGCUCACUGCAACCUCUGCCCCCCAGAUUCAAAUAAUUCUUCCACCUCAGCCUUCCAAGUAGCUGGGAUUACAGGCGUGUGCCAGGCUAAUUUUUUAAUUUUUAGUAGAGACAGGGUUUCACCAUGUUGGUCAGGCUGGUCUGGAACUCCUGGCCUCAAGUGAUCUGCCCACCUUGUGUUGAUUAAAUGAGACACUGUAAGUCAAGGGUAAAAACAUGCCUAGCUCAUCUAACUCCGUGUUGAAAACAUUCCCGCAGGAGCCCACUGCAUCCUCAGGCAGCCCCUGAUCUGCAGCAUCUGGUGAAUUUCCAUGGGGGUUCCCCCCAACAAGGUCAGGGGAAAUCCCAUGUUGGGAGUGCAGCGGGGGCAGCAGAGGGGGAUGCAGGCAUGAAGGAGGCACCAACUUGCCUCUUUAGUUAUCCAAAUUUGCUCUGGAUACAUCUGACUAGAUGGGAAAGAAAGAACUCGAGGCACUGUUUGGGUCAGGGUCUCCAAUCACACUUUGGUGCUCCCUCUUUAACCUUCCCCAUAUGCCUCAUUCCUGCCCACCAAUCUGGUCUUCCCACCGUUUUUGUGUCCCUUCUGAGUGAUGACCUUUUCGCAUCGGUUGCAGUACACAUCUGGUAGAGACAAAUGCUCUCGGCUUCAGUCUAAAAUGCCUUUAUUUCACUUUCACUUUUGAAAUAUGUUUUUGCUAUAUAUAGAAUUCUAAGCUGCUAGUGUAUUUUUUUUUUCAAGCACUUAAAGAGCUCAUUCCAUCAUCUUCUGGCCUUCAUUGUUUCUGAUGAGAAGUUGCCAUCAUUCUUACUGUUGUUCCCCUGAAUAUGUCUUUUUUUCCCCCUCUGCUUUUUCUUUUUCUUUUUUGAGCUAGGGUCUCACUCUGUUGCCCAGGCUGGAGUGCAAUGGCAUAAUCACAGCUUACUGGAACAUCCCCCUCUCAGACUCAAGCAAUCCUCCCACCUCAGCCUCCCAAAUAGCUGGGACCACAGGUGUGCACCAACAUGCCCAGCUAAUUUUUGUAUUGUAUUUUUUUUGUAGAGGUGAGGUUUCUUCAUGUUGCCCAUGCUGGUCUCAAACUCCUGGACUCAAAGAAUCCACCUACCUCAGCCUUCCAAAGUGCUGGAAUUCAUGUAUGAGCUACCAUGCCCUGCUCCACUGACUGCUUUUAAGUAUUUCUUGAAGUUUUUAAUUAUGAAUUUCUCUUUAUCUUUAGUCCUCCACAGUUUGGCCAUGAUGCUGCUGGGUAUGCUUUUCUUUGUAUUUUUCCAGCUUGGGAUACACUGCACUUCUUGGAGUAGAUUUAUAUCUUUUACCAACUUUCAAGAUUUCUUGGCCAUUAUCUCUUCAAAGAUUGUUCUCUGGGACUCUAGUUACAUAUAUGUUAAGCCAUUUAAUGUUGUCCUACAGGUCUGAGAUCCUCUGUUCAGGUUUCCUUCAGUAAUGUUUCAAAAAUGUAGAACAAUUUUAGAUUUGCAGAAGCAUUGCAAAGAUAGUACAGAAAUUCCUACACACCCCGCACCUAGUCUCCCCUAUUAUUUGCAUCUUGCAUUAGCAUGAUAUAUUCACCACAAGUAAUAAACCAAUAGUGAGAGAUUGCUAUUAAUUAAUGUUCUUACUCAAUUCAGAUUUUCCGGUUAAUGUUCUUACUCAAUUCAGAUUUUCCGGUUUUCCCCUCAUGCCUUCUUACUGUCACAGGAUCGUACCCAGAACACCACAUCCUCUCAGGCUCCUCGUGGCUGUGAUGGUGUCUCAGACUUUCUUUGUUUUCCUUUGUUUUUGUUUUUAUGAUCUUGUCCGUCUUGAGGGUGACUGCUCAGGUGGAAUGACCCUCAGCUGGAAUUAGUCUAAUGGUCUUCUCGUGAUUGGACUGGGGUAACUCAUGUUGGAGAGGAAGGCCACAGGUCACAGGUGCACACCCUCGAUGACUUGACUUCUCACUGUUGAUGUGAACCUUAAUUGCCUGGCUGGAGAUGGUGUCUGGUUUCUGUACUGAAUGUUACUUUUUUCCCUUCUUUUUCAUAGUGCAGUCUUGGAAAGGGAGUCACUGUGUGCAGUGAGCAUAACUCCACACCUGAGGAGCAGGCAGUUAGCUCCACAUCCUUAGAGGCAGGGGAUCCACAUAAAGCAUUUGGAAUUCUUCUGUAUGAGAGAUUUGUCUGUUCUCCCUCAUUUAUUUAUUUGCUCAAUGAUUUGUGAAUAAUUUAUUUUAUACUUUGCAUUAUAAUCCACUACUAUGUUGCGUUGCUCAAAUUGUUCCAACUCUGGCCACUGGGAGUUGUCAGCUGCUCUCUGACCUUCUGUGUAUCCCCAUUACUGUGACUUUGGGGUGAGUUUUGGGGAGGGAGACCUUUCUUGUUUUUUGACACUUCCACACGUCCCAAGCUCAUUCCGUAUGUUUCCUGCCCUCGUUGUAUAAUCGACCAUUUUCCAAGGAGCCCAUUUUACCGGAUAAUGGUAUCAGAAACCAAGAGCCUCUAGGAUAAGGUGGUGUCUAAAAAACGAACACACAGAAACCCAGGGCCAGGUCCUACUCACUGCUCAUCACUAGUCCCUGGUCGUUGCUGCUCCUGGCCUAGCUCACCUGGCAGAGCACAGGAAUGUGUUUGUAUCUAUGACUCCAUCUAGACACUCAUCUCUAUAAAUAUUUCUAUAUGCACCAUCUGCCUCUAUAUUAAGCCAAAAAUGAGCUCACACUGAUGUCUCUGCCACCACAUGGACCCUUCCAACCUCUUUCCUUUCCUUGUCUGUAACUUCUCACUGCAGCAGCAACCAGCCCAGCCACCUGCUAUCCACUUACUUUUUCCAUUACAAUACACACGAGUAGUGGUUUCAGAAUUAGGCUGGGAUCCCAUGAAGAACAGCCCUAACACCCAGAGGACAGCACUUACCUACAGUUUCUUUGGCCUUUAGUCUCACAGACUCUACUCGUUUCUAGUUACUUAGGUCAGCACUUGACUCCCCUAUUCAUUUCAAUGAGACUGUUUUACACGUCUGUCACACACCUCGAGUCUCGUUCUGCAUUUCACCCUGGGAUCUCCUGUCUACAUGAUUCUUUAAUUUGCAUACAGUAAGGUUUACUCUUUGUGCUAUAAAGUUAUGUGGGUUUUAACAAAUGCAUUCACCAUUCACCAUCAUGGUAUCAUACAGAAUAAUUUCACUGCCCCCAAAAAGCCCCUUUCCUUUAUCUAUUCAACAUCCAUUGCCCCGAACUCCUAGCAGCCACGAUUCACCAUCUCUCAUCUAAAGUUUUGUUUUUCCAGAGUGUCACAUAAUUGGAAUCAGACAGUGUGUAGCUCAUGGUAUUUUUUUGGUUUUUGAUUUUUUGGGUUUUUUUUCCUUGGGAAACACCCCUCUAUUUCUCUAUACCUUUUAUUCUGAAGUUGCAAGACUGAAAUAAAAUUCUUGCCUUUCCCACUUAACAGAGGCCCAUGUUUUGGGCAUCAGCUGAUGGAUGUCAUGUAUGUGCAUGUACUGUGAAAUGAUAAGCUAUUAGACGUGUGUCAGCCCCAAAAUGGGGGCACCACACUUACAGUAUGCCCACAGGACAGGCUUGUCAGGGCUGUCUCAUACACUCACACAUUUACUUGGCUAGUUGAGUAGCGGAGAUGCACCAGGUCCUGUUUUAUCCAGUGUGUGACCCCUGCUCUGCUCUCCAUGUGACUGGAGCCCCAGGUCUGGCUGGUUCUCGGCCGCUCAUUCUACUUACUGCAUUUCAGAACUUCACUUGUUUGUUUGUUUGAUUUUUGUUUUUGUAGUUUCUUUCUUUUUUUUUUAAAUUGCAUUUUAGGUUUUGGGGGUUUUGGGGGUUUUUUAGACAGGGUCUUACUCUGCCUCCCAGGCUGGAAUGCAGUGAUGCAAUCUUAGCUCACUGCAGCCUCAACCUCCUGGGCUCAAGCAAUCCUCCCACCUCAGCCUCCUGAGUAGCUGGAACUACAGACGUGUCCUGCCAUGCUUGAACGGCCUUGCCUGGCAUGUCUGCCCCUCCUCGUGCUUUGAUUCCAGAAGCAGAGCAGCCACAGGCCUCUCCUCUCCUGGGAUGGCCUCGUUCCUCUCUGGGAUUCAAUUCAUUCUGGUUUCUCCAUGUCCUCGGCACUCGUGGGUUUCUAAAUGUGCCCGUGUUGUAGCUUCUCCAGCUCUCACGGGUAGGGUGGGGGCCACAGUCAAUUUCAACUUGCCACAUCCCAAUCAGAAGCAGAAAGCACUUGCCGUCCUUGUCACCACUUUGGUCGGAGGUCAAAUGUCCUUCCGAUCCACUCUUGCUGAGGAGGGGGCCUCUGGUGUCCACAGUCAGGCUCUGGUCCGCAGGCUCUGGGUUGCCGACACUGGCAACCCCACGGGGCAGCCGUGUCUUCCACUGGCACACACCUCCUUUCUGUUGCUGGCCUGGGGUUCCUUUGCUCUGAAGCUCAGCCCUGCCCAUCAGCACUUUGCCUCCAUGUCUGCAGCACUUUCUACGUUUCCAUCUGGUGGGUGGGGUCGGUGGCUCCUUGAGAGCUGGGCUGUGCUGGGCUCACAUCUGAACUCCAGUGCCCAGCAUGUGGCCUGGUUCACAGCCAUCGUCCAAUGCUGGGUUAAUGGUCCUUCGAGUGGCCAAGCCCCCAAGGGGCUGAUAUUUUUGUAGCUUCUAGCACUCUCUCUGCAGUCUCUGCCCAGGGCUAGCCCAGAUUUGAGGCCUGCCAACAGCCCUGACCUGAACGAGCCCUGUUCCCUCCUUCCACUCAGUCUUCUGCAUGCCUCACUGCUGGGGAAAUUCAGCCCCAAGCCGGGUCUGAAGGUAGCCAGACCUGGCUUAUCAACUUUCUGAACCUGGGGUCCCUCCUCUCCCCGGCCCUCCGUCCUCUCCCACACCUCUCUCCAGGCAGAUAACAGCCAUCCCAGGAGCCCCCGGUGCUGACCAGGGAAACAGCUGCCACAACUUGCUAGCCGGCUGUGCUCCUUAGAGGAGGAGAGGACCUUUGUAAAACGAAAAGCCCGAGGGAUCCCAGAGUCCCAGGAGGGGAGCGAGGUCUGCACCACCCCUGGCUGUGUGAUGGCAGCCGCCAGGAUCCUCCAGAACAUGGACCCGACCAUGGAACCGUGUGAUGACUUCUACCAGUUCGCAUGCGGAGGCUGGCUGCGGCACCACGUGAUCCCCGAGACCAACUCAAGAUACAGCAUCUUCGACAUCCUCCGCGACCAGGUGGAGGUCAUCCUCAAAGUGGUGCUAGAGAAUUCCACGGCCAAGGACCGGCCGGCUGUGGAGAAGGCCAAGAUGCUGUACCGCUCCUGCAUGAACGAGAAUGUGAUAGAGAGGCGAGGCUCUCAGCCCCUGCUCGACACCUUGGAGGUGGUGGGAGGCUGGCCAGUGGCCAUGGACAAGUGGAACGAGACCACAGGCCUCAAGUGGGAGCUGGAGCGGCAGCUGGCGUUGAUGAACUCACAGUUCAACAGGCGCGUCCUCAUCGACCUCUUCGUCUGGAACGACGACCAGAACUCCAGCCGGCAUGUCAUCUACAUAGACCAGCCCACCUUGGGCAUGCCGUCCCGAGACUACUACUUCAGCGGCGGUAGAGACCGGAAGGUUCGGGAAGCAUACCUGCAGCUCAUGGUGUCAGUGGCCACGAUGCUGCGGGAGGACGAGAACCUUCCCAGGGACAGCCGCCGGGUGCAGGAGGACAUGGCGCAGGUGCUGCAGCUGGAGACGCAGCUGGCCAAGGCCACAGCACCCCAGGAGGAGAGGCACGAUGUCAUCGCCCUCUACCAUCGGAUGGGCCUGAAGGAGCUGCAAAGCCAGUUUGGCUUGAAGGGAUUUAACUGGACUCUCUUUAUACAAACCGUGCUGUCCUCUGUGAACGUCAAGCUGCUGCCAGAUGAGGAAGUGGUGGUGUACGGCGUCCCCUACCUGCAGAACCUUGAAAGCAUCCUCGACACCUACUCAGCCAGGACCAUACAGAACUACCUGGCCUGGCGCCUGGUGCUGGACCGCAUUGGCAGCCUGAGUCAGAGGUUCAAAGACACACGAGUGAACUACCGCAGGGCACUGUUCGGCACGAUGGUGGAGGAGGUGCGCUGGCGUGAGUGUGUAGGCUACGUCAACAGCAACAUGGAAAGCGCCGUGGGCUCACUCUACGUCAGGGAGGCCUUCCCCAGAGACAGCAAGAGCAUGGUCAGAGAACUCGUUGGCAAGGUGCGGGCAGUGUUUGUGGAGACUCUGGAUGAGCUGAGCUGGAUGGACGAGGAGUCCAAGGAGAAGGCACGAGAGAAGGCCAUGAGCAUCCAGGAGCAGAUUGGCCACCCUGACUACAUCCUGGAGGAGAGGAACAGGCGCCUGGACGAGGAGUACUCCAACCUGAACUUCUCGGAGGACCUGUACUUUGAGAACGGUCUGCAGAACCUCAAGGUGGGCGCCCAGCGGGGCCUCAGGAAGCUUCGGGAAAAGGCGGACCCAAAUCUGUGGAUCAUCGGGGCGGCCGUGGUCAAUGCGUUCUACUCCCCAAACCGAAACCAGAUCGUGUUCCCUGCCGGGAUCCUCCAGCCCCCCUUGUUCAGCGAGGAGCAGCCGCAGGCCUUGAACUUCGGAGGCAUUGGGACGGUGAUUGGACACGAGAUCACCCACGGCUUCGACAACAGCGGCCGGAACUUCGACAAGAACGGCAACAUGAUGGACUGGUGGAGUAACUUCUCCAGCCAGCACUUCUGGGAGCAGUCGGAGUGCAUGAUCUACCAGUACGGCAACUACUCCUGGGACCUAGCGGAGGGGCAGAACGUGAACGGAUUCAACACCCUUGGGGAAAACAUUGCGGACAAUGGAGGAGUGCGGCAAGCCUAUCAGGCCUACCUCAAGUGGAUGGCAGAGGGUGGCAAGGACCAGCAGCUGCCCGGCCUAGCUCUCACCCACGAGCAGCUCUUCUUCAUCAACUACGCCCAGGUAUGGUGUGGGUCCUACCGGCCCGAGUUUGCCAUCCAGUCCAUCAAGACGGACGUCCACAGUCCCCUAAAAUACAGGGUUCUGGGCUCGCUGCAGAACCUGGCCGCCUUCGCAGACACAUUCCACUGCACCCAGGGCACCCCCAUGCACCCCAAGGAGCGAUGCCGCGUGUGGUAGCCAAGGCCCAGCCGCACUGCGUGGCCCACGCCCACCCGCUGCUUGGAGGCCUGUGUGGAGAACGUGCAGCCAGCGGAGACCCAGCAGAUGCCCCGCCCCAGCUGGCCAUGUCAAACCUGCCUGCCAGGUAUCUGCGCCUGGCCUCCAGUGCGGCCACCUGCCUGACACCCAGGGAUGAACAGUGUCCGGUACAGUGGCAGCCCAGAGCCCCCUCCACAGACACUCUCAGGGCUCAGCGCCCCACCACAACCCUACAAAGACUGUGUCCUGCCCACCCUCCAAAGCGCAGUCUCCCAGUGUCCACAGCUUCAGACUUGAGCUAAGUAAAUGCUUCAAAGAAA